CCCGCCUCUUCCCCCGGGCCGCGCCACCCAGAGCCUUCCGUGCGCCUAGGCCCCGCCUCUUACGGAAGCCGAGGCGGAGGGUCGGAAUCCGGAAGAAAAACAAUCGAGCGAGUGAGCUGACCGGCACCUGCUACCCGAUCGGGACAGAUCAAGCCAGGAUCCGCUGAGGCUGGGAGACGCGAACCAGCCGGGGCACCGCGUGGGAACGAUGGCUGCCACGAACCCCCAGACCGAACCGAGAAGCAGGACGCUCAGCAUACAUGUCGUGACGUGGAACGUGGCCUCUGCAGCACCCCCUCCAGACCUCAGUGAUCUGCUCCAGCUGCACACCCCGAACCUGAAUCUGGACGUGUAUGUCAUUGGUUUGCAGGAAAUGAACUGUGGGAUCAUGAGCCUCCUUUCUGACACUGCCUUUGAAGACCCGUGGAGCAGUUUCUUCAUGGAUGUGCUUUCCCCUCUGAGCUUCGUCAAGGUCUCCAGCGUCCGCAUGCAGGGGCUCCUCUUACUGGUAUUUGCCAAGUACCAGCAUUUGCCCUUUAUCCAGAUCCUCUCUGCUAAAUCCACCCCCACUGGCCUCUUCGGGUAUUGGGGGAACAAAGGGGGCGUCAACAUAUUCCUGAAGCUCUACGGCUACUACGUCAGCAUCAUCAACUGCCACCUGCCCCCACAUAUGGCCAAUAAUGACCAGCGGCUGGAGCAUUUUGACCGGAUCCUGGAGAUGCAGAAUUUUGAGGCACAGGAUAUCCCCAACAUCCUGGACCACGACCUCAUUCUCUGGUUUGGAGACAUGAACUUUCGGAUCGAGGACUUUGGGUUGCACUUUGUUCGGGAAUCCAUAAAACAUCAGUGCUACAGUGACCUGUGGGAGAAGGAUCAGCUCAGCAUUGCCAAGAGACAUGACCCUCUGCUCCGGGAGUUCCAGGAGGGACCCCUGCUCUUCCCGCCCACCUACAAGUUCGAUAAGAACUCCAACAACUAUGACACAAGUGAGAAAAAACGCAAGCCUGCGUGGACCGACCGCAUCCUUUGGAGGUUGAAGCGGCAGCCCCAGGCCGACUGCCACCCCCCCACACUGCCAGGGCCCCACUUCUCCCUGGUUCUGAGGAGCUACGUCAGCCACAUGAUGUACAGCAUCAGUGACCACAAGCCUGUCACCGGCACCUUUGACUUGGAGCUGAAGCCGCUGGUAUCUGCUCCGCUGAUCACCCUGCUCCCCGAGGGCCCGUGUACCACCGAGAGCGACCUGCUCAUCAGCUACUCCCUGGCCUCGGACUUCCUCAGCAGCCCCUGGGACUGGAUCGGACUGUACAAGGUGGGGCUGCGCCACAUUAAUGACUAUGUGUCAUAUGUCUGGGUCGGGGACAACCAGGUCUCCUUCGGCGACCAGCUGAACCAGGUACCUGCCCCCUCUCCUGAGCUAGGUGUUCCGCGCCUCCAGCAGGUAGGCUUGCCUGAGGGCUGCUGUCUUCUGGAAGGAACAGAGCCAGUUUCCCUUGUCACUGAGAGCUGGGCCUGGGGCUGUGGGCCUGACCCCCUUCCUGUCUGUCCCCGCCCCCACAGGUAUACAUCAGCCUCAGCGACAUCCCUGAGACUGAGGAUGGGUUUCUCCUCUUUUACUAUAGCAACAGCCUGCGUUCUGUGGUGGGGAUAAGCAGACCCUUCAAGAUCCAGCCUCGCUCCUUCCUGGAGCAGGACUCACUGGAUGAAGCCCAACCACAGAUCUGAGCCAGGAUGCGAGUGAACCCGGGCGGAGGCCGGCGCUGGCUGCCAGCUCUGCCUUCACUGCCAGGAGCACUGGGGGCCCAGCCCUGCCCCCUGAGGAGGCUGCAAGUCUCCUCCACCUCCCAGGGCGAGUUCUAGCCACACUCCCUCCCUCUCCGCAGUCCAGAUCUCCAGGAUCAGCCCCUUCAAUACAGGUUUCUGUGGCUCAGGUGUGAGUGAAACCAGCUAGUUUGUCAGCAGUGAAGCUCUAGACAGUCCGCUGGAGGAAGGACCCUCCAGCUUGCAUCUCAUUUCUCCAUCUUCCCCACACACACACUUGUAGUCCUGCCCAAGCAGGCCUGCCGGGCACAUGCCCCAUCUGGCACAGGCCCGCAUUCUUGUCACGCCACCCUGGGCCUUAGGCUGCCUGGGAGGGGGAGAUGCUCACGUUUGUGUAGACUGCGUAGACUGGUUGGCGAAGGCAGCAUUGGGUUCUAGGAGUCUUGGUAUCUCAUUGCCUGUCCCCCUGAGGGGUGGGCAGAGGGUCUGGGGUCCCUGCUUUCUGCAGAAGCAAAUGACUAAGUAGGCAGGAUGGAGGGGGGCCUCCACCCAGGCUCUUACGUAGGGCUUGUGGGCAGGCUGAUGGUGUCCUUCCGCCAGCACCUCCAUCCUCACCCCUAGAGUCUGACCCAGAAAGUUCCAGGGUGUGAGCAGAGAAUAGGACCCUGGUUCACUUCUGCUAGUGGAUCAGCCUCCGUGCCCCCAACCGGCCCUCCCGUGAAGUGUUGGCAGGUGGUAGAGGAGCUGUGGCCACAGACUUUCACAGGGUGGGCCUUGCGCAGUCCAGCUCAUCUGCCCCUACCUUUACCUGCUGUCACCGGCCAGAACCCUGCUCUCUCUUUAGAGCGCUGUGGGACCUCGGAGUGAGGGCAGGUGGAGAGGAGAGCCAGAAUCCAGCCGUUGUGGAGAAUCUGGCCCCGGGGGUCUUCCGAGAGCAUUCUCCAGGUGCUGCAUGGGCCUGGCCUGUCCCCACUCCCACCAUUUGCCUUCAGCCUCUGGUGACUCAACGGCCCUUCUCCCUGGAGGAGACACCUCAGGGAGCCUGCUCUGUGACUGUCACUCCCAUCCUACCACCUGCAACCGAGGGACACUCCUGCAUUCUUACUCCACCCUGGGAGCCAUCAAGAACUGUCCCUCUCGGAGUUCCUGCUGUGGUGCAGUGCGAUCAGCGGUGUCUCUGGAGCGCUGGGAUGCAGGUUCGAUCCCUGGCCCAGUGCAGUGGGUUAAGGAUCCAGCAGCACUGCUGUAGCAUAGGUAGCAACUGUGCCUCGGAUCUGAUCCCUGGCCGGGGAACUCCAUAUGCCAUUAGGGGCGGGGGGGGGGGCAAAAAAAAAAAGAACUGUCCCUCUGGCUUCUAGCAGGCCAUGGCCAAUCUGUGUUCUGUGGCUGUUGCGUUGGUGGAUAAUUAGAAACAUGGCUUUUACAAAUGCA
This is a messenger RNA of Sus scrofa (pig), 3192 nucleotides long. The record is from RefSeq and is a predicted model, not a curated record. NCBI's taxonomy places the organism in Eukaryota, Metazoa, Chordata, Mammalia, Artiodactyla, Suidae.